Molecule: messenger RNA, 3205 nt
Organism: Hemicordylus capensis (graceful crag lizard)
Lineage: Eukaryota; Metazoa; Chordata; Lepidosauria; Squamata; Cordylidae
Gene: RIOK1
Product: RIO kinase 1
Exons: 18
Coding region: 200-1918 (572 amino acids)
Biological process (GO): maturation of SSU-rRNA
Cellular component (GO): cytosol; preribosome, small subunit precursor
Molecular function (GO): protein serine/threonine kinase activity; ATP binding
Source: RefSeq, a predicted model, not a curated record
GUAUGUCUGUGACGCUUCUGCAGGGAGGAGUCUGAUCCGCGCCUCGUGGGUCGGAAGCCGAAGGGCUUCCCGGCCGGCCCGGGUACGGAGUGGGCUCUGCCGUCCUGCAGCGCCUAGUGGGUCGGAAGCUGAACGGCUUCCCCGGUACGGAGUGGGCUCUGCCCCCUUGCAGCAGAAAACGGAGAGGGUGGCACAGGUCAUGUGCAUUGGAGACCACCUACUGGUAAUAAUGAGUUACAGGGAGGAAAUUAUGAGCCAGAUAGUUCCAGGACAAUUUGAUGAUGCAGAGUCUUCAGACAGUGAAUGCACACAAGCUAUCAAAGUGAUUGCAAAGGAGAUAAUUCAAGUGCAGGAGGAACCAGGUUUAGGCUUGGAAGCAGACACUGAUGAAUUUGAUGAUAGCUGCGAAGAUGAUGAAGAUGAUUGGGACUGGGAUGAUGCAAUGGAAAAAGUCACAAAGCGAAAUCCCGUGUCUGGAGGAAGAAACCCACAGGCGAAUAGACAGACUCCCAACUGCAAUUCAGCAAAACUCUCCACCCCCACUGAUAAAGCCAUAAGAAAAUUUGAACAUAAAAUUAAUCUAGAUAAGCUACAUUUUGCUGACUCCGUUAUAAAUAAAGUUACAGAGAACUCUAGGCAAAGAGAAGCAUAUAUGUACCGGGUGAAAGAUAAAUCGGACAGAGCAACUGUAGAACAAGUUUUGGACCCAAGAACUCGAAUGAUUCUGUUCAAGAUGCUAACCAGAGGUGUCAUCUCAGAGAUCAAUGGCUGUAUCAGCACAGGGAAAGAGGCGAAUGUAUAUCAUGCCAGCACAGCAAAUGGAGAGAACAGAGCGAUAAAAAUUUAUAAGACUUCUAUUCUGAUGUUUAAAGACCGGGAUAAGUACGUGAGUGGGGAAUUCAGGUUUCGCCAUGGAUACUGUAAAGGAAACCCAAGAAAAAUGGUGAAGACCUGGGCAGAAAAAGAAAUGAGGAAUUUAACAAGGUUACGUGUAGCACAAAUUCCAUGCCCGGAACCCAUCAUGCUCAGAAGCCAUGUUCUUGUUAUGGGAUUUAUUGGCAAAAAUGAUGUGCCUGCUCCUUUAUUGAAAAAUGCCCAGCUAUCAGAUUCAAAGGCUCGGGAGUUGUAUCUGCAAGUCAUCCACUACAUGAGAAGAAUGUACCAGGAUGCCAGGCUUGUUCAUGCAGAUCUCAGUGAAUUUAAUAUUCUGUAUCACAGUGGGGAGGUGUGUAUCAUAGAUGUGUCCCAGGCUGUGGAACACGACCAUCCACAUGCUUUAGAAUUCCUGAGGAAAGACUGUGCCAACAUCAAUGAUUUUUUCCGGAAGUACGAUGUUGCAGUGAUGACAGUGAGAGAGCUCUUUGAGUUUGUCACAGAUCCAUCUAUUACAAGUGAGAACAUGGAUGCUUAUCUAGAAAAGGCAAUGGAAAUAGCAUCUGAGAGAACAGAGGAAGAAAGGUCCAAUCAAGAUAACGUAGAUGAAGAGGUGUUUAAGAGAGCCUAUAUUCCAAGAACCCUGACUGAAGUUAAAAACUAUGAGAGAGAUGUGGACAUAAUGAUGAAGCUGAAGGAAGAAGAUACAGCCUUAAAUGUGCAGCAAGAUAAUAUUCUCUACCAGACUGUGACGGGGUUAAAGAAGGAUUUAUCAGGUGUUCAGAAGGUGCCUGCUCUCCUUGAUAAUAAAGAGGAGACAGAAUCGGAUUCCGAUGAGGAAGGCAAUUCUGACAACUCUGAAUUUGGCUGUAGAGAACAGGAGGAAUCUGUGCAUCCUAAAGAUCGACCUGCAGAGACUGGCGUGGAUAAAAAGGAAAGAAAGAAGAUGACCAAAGAAGCUCAGAGAGAGAAGAGAAAAAACAAGAUCCCAAAGCAUGUGAAGAAGCGAAAAGAGAAGACUGCAAAAACGAAAAAGGGCAAAUAAAUCAUGGUUGCCAUUUUAAAGCAGCAUUAACCAUUCACAACUUUAAUGACUCACUAUAUUGGUAGCAAAAUACUUUUACACCAUUCUCCUCGGUGAAUGUCAAAGAACAUAGCUAACUUCAGUACAGUACUCUUGUGUCCUCAUACAUAGUCGAUAGAACUACAUUCAUCAAAAUGUUUUCUUGUGGAUUUUUUUUUAAAUUGAGAUUUCUAAGACAGUUGGCCAGUCCAGGGGAAUUCAUACAGAAUAUAUUCUACAAUUAAGUGGUUGUAUGAAUGUUGUAAUGGGUGUGCAAAGGCCUUUAUUUUUUAUGUUGAAACGCUAUACUGAAUUAUUUACACAGAUAUAUGUAAAUAAUAUGUAUGGUGAUGUGCAUAUUUAUUCUCAUGAUUUAAAUAGUCAACUACAUGGAAAUGCUGCAGGUUGCCUGCACAUAUUUUCACAGGGGAAGGCCUUGCUUUUCUUAUUUACAUCUUUGUACCCUGAUUAAAGUAUUUCCUCAGAGGCCUCUCCUUAUCCUUCACUGCUCACAGCACUGAUGGGAUGCCAGAAAGUUCGGGGGUGGGGGGGCAACAAGCUUACAAAUAGGAUCCUCCUCACUCUCAGCUCUGCCUGGAUUCGUGCUCGCCUGGAGGCUGGAACGGACUGUGGAGAAGGGCAACAGUGCCCCUUGCAUUAUUAGCUCAUUACUGCUGUUGGUCAACCAGGGAAGGACUCAGAAGGUGAUCCAGUCUGCUAGUGUCAGAUUCAACCUCUUGCUGCUUGAUGGGAGAAGAACAGUAGUCCUAUUGCCUGGACAACUAACAGCAUACUUUCUUCUCUCUUUCCCCAAUAGAGGUGUGUGUAUACAAUGACGCUUUUGUGAGUAAGAAAAAUCUUCUGAGAUAAUUCUAUUUUUGCCCCUUCUGCAUCUUCAUUGCCAACGUACUUGCUCCAAUGUUAAAACUCAGUAUUUCCAUUUUCUAGAUUUAAAAAAGGUUCUUGCAGCCUGAGGACAUUGUACGUCAGAGCAAUAAUCCCCAUUUGGAUCCAUUUGUGCAAGUGCAACAUUUUGGUUUUUUAAAAGGCAGAAAUUACUUUGGAAACCAAACAUUGUUUUCUGUUUUCAGGCACACUUCUGCAAAUUAGGUCUAUUCAAAUUGUAUUAAGCUAUGUUCGGUCUAAACAAAUGCAAAGCAAAAUGUAACUAUAUCGGAUAUUCAUCUGGCUCAGCUGUUCAGAAUAAUAUUUUAUAUCCUUUACUGAUGGUGCCCUUCUGUUUUAAAAUAAAAUUGAACACAUUCUGAA